UUUUUGCUUUUGCAGAGCUUCUGUAGGAACCGGAACCGGAACCGGAGUCCAGGGCGAUCAGGGAGUCAACAGAGAGUGAGUGAGCGUUGCAGAGACUGCAACGGAGAUACGGCUUGUCAUUCCGAUUGGGGGCACUGCAACGCUCUCUCCCCCACAUGAAACGCACGCACGCACGCACUUCGCAAUCGUCACAUGAGGCAGAAAACAUAUCGCGGAUAUCAACAAAACAAUGUCUACCUUAGCUCCCUAUUGGCCUAUCCUCACCUUUUCCAACACUGCGUCUGCAAUUGCAACAGUCUUGGCCUAUCGCGGCCGGGCGAACUGGGACCCUGUGGGAGAUGAUCGAGCUUCUUCUCCGCCGUCUGCAACGUUGCUCACCGAUACACUCCGUUCUUACGUGCAGUAAUUAACGAUGAUGACUGAGUCAUUGAUUGUAUCUAGAUCAUUAUGGUGAAUA
Molecule: messenger RNA, 457 nt
Organism: Pseudovirgaria hyperparasitica
Lineage: Eukaryota; Fungi; Ascomycota; Dothideomycetes; Acrospermales; Acrospermaceae
Exons: 1
Coding region: 230-406 (58 amino acids)
Source: RefSeq, a predicted model, not a curated record